Molecule: messenger RNA, 1845 nt
Organism: Podospora pseudopauciseta
Lineage: Eukaryota; Fungi; Ascomycota; Sordariomycetes; Sordariales; Podosporaceae
Exons: 2
Coding region: 1-1845 (614 amino acids)
Molecular function (GO): oxidoreductase activity; FAD binding
Source: RefSeq, a predicted model, not a curated record
AUGGGCGACCGCAUCAGCCCCGAUCAAGUCGGGGAGGAGGGCAACAUGCUCACCACCGACCUCCUCAUCAUCGGCGCCGGGCCCGCAGGCGCCUCCCUAGCAUGCUUCCUCGCCUCGCACGGGAAAAAGGGCCUCCUGCUUGCGUCAGCACCGGGAACCUCGCCCACCCCUCGCGCGCACAUCACCAACCUUGCUGGUCUCGAAACACUUCGAGACAUUGGCCUCGAGGAACAGUGUCUCUCCCUUGCGACCCCCUCGACAAACAUGAAGCACACCCGUUGGUGUCGGUCUUUGGCGGGGGAGGAGUACGCGAGGGUGUACUCCUGGGGCCACGACCCGAUCUACAAGGGCGCGUACGAGGCUGCUUCGCCGUGCAAACACGUUGAUCUGCCGCAGACGCUGCUCGAGCCGGUGCUUGUGCGGAAAGCAACCGAGGGGGGGUGGGGGGUGAGGUUCAGCACGCGGUUGCUAAAGGUGAAGCAGUUAGACGAGGGGGUGGAGGUGGAGGUGCGGGAUGAGAUAUUGAAGCGGGGUUAUAAGAUCAGGUGUAGGUAUUUGUUUGGCUGUGAUGGGGCGAGGAGUCAGGUUGUGAGGGAGGUGGGAUUGCCGUUGAUCAAGAAGCCCGGGCAGGGGCUGGCACUGAAUGUGCUGGUGAGGGCGGAUUUGACGCAUUUGAUGGAGCCGCAUAGGGUGGGGAACUUGCAUUGGGUGUUUAAACCGGAGGAGGGGAUCGAUGGCAGAGAGGCGCCGGCGUGGGGGUGGGCGGCGAUUGUGAGAAUGGUGAAGCCUUGGACCGAGUGGAUGUUUAUCUUUUUGGCGAAGCCGGGGAUGGAUUUGAAGGGGGAGGAGAUGGAGGCCACCGAGGAGGAGUAUUUGGCGAGGGUGAAGGAGGUGAUCGGGGAUGAGAGCGUUGAGGCGGAGUUGGUGCACGCGAGCAAGUGGUGGAUCAAUGAGGUGGUGGCGGAGAGGUAUCAGGAGGGAGAUGUGUUCUGCCUGGGUGAUGCAGUCCACCGCCACCCCCCGUUCAACGGUCUAGGCUCCAACACCUGUCUCCAAGACGCCUUCAACCUCGCCUGGAAGGUCUCCUACGUGCUCGACGGCAGGGCCAGUCCCGGCCUGCUGGACUCCUACUCGCUUGAGAGACAGCCUGUGGGAGUAGACAUCAUCACCCGAGCCAACGACGGACUGAGAGACCACAUCCCCUGGCAGCAAACCCUCGGGAUGCUCUCCCCCGACCCAGCUGAGCGCGCCAAGAUCCUCGCCGAAUUCGAAUCCGCGACACCAGAAGGAAGGAAGCGAAGACGGGAAUUCCGAAAGGGAAUUGAGAGAACAACGACCGAGUUUCACGGACUGGGCAUAGAGAUGAACCAGAACUAUUCUCACUCACCAGCAGUCUACCUUGACGAUGAGACAGGACCGGGGCCUGCGGUGCCAGAAGAUAAAGUCAGAACACAUGUUGUAACGACAUACCCGGGGAGGAGACUGCCCCAUGUGUGGGUUAACACUCGGAUACCAGCGAAGAAUAUGAAGAGCACGAUUGAUCUGGCUGGGCAUGGGAAGUUUUGCUUGCUGACUGGGUUUGGGGGAGGCAGAUGGAAGGAGGCGGCAAAGUCAGUGGGUGAGAAGUUGGGACUGCAGAUCAACAGCUACAGUAUCGGCUGGCAUCAGGACUAUGAAGAUGUCUACUUUGACUGGGCAAAGAAGAGGGAGGUGGAGGAGGAUGGGUGUGUGCUGGUGAGACCUGAUCGGUUUGUUGCUUGGCGGGCAAAGGAGAUGGUGGAGGAUGCCGAGGGGAAGUUGGAGGAGGUUUUGAGAAGGAUACUGGGGAGACCUAGGGAGGCGUGA